AUGAUGACUGAUAGAGUCCGACGCAACGGGCAACUUUCUGCAUGUGAGCCAUGCCGCAAGUCCAAACUUCGAUGCGACCACAGUCGACCAAUAUGCGGGAGGUGUGCUCGGCGCCGCCGGCCACAGCAACAAUGCCACUACCACCCAGCUCCGACAGCGAAACAGGCCACGCCCCAAAGCGACCGGGAGACAGCCGAUCAAUCGGAGGUUCCUGGGUCUAUCGAAAGGGCUUCAAGUCCUUACGAGCUGAUCAAUAUGAACAAGAACUUGAUGUCCUUUGCUGAUUCGAGUACUCCUCGCCCGCACCACUCUUAUACGGCCCUGACAAGCACUGGUGUAGCCCUACCUCAGCCUUGUCCACCUAGUCAACAAACAAUUUCCGAAGGAGCAACAUUAUUGAGCGACAUUUUGGAACUUGUCAAUGAAAUUGGCGAGCCUUUCCAAAGCUUCUCGAUGCCUGAGACAGAGCCAUGCAUUCAUGGCCCUCUUGUCAAGGCAGUAUGGACCACAACGAACAACAGCAUACAAGCUUUGUUAAGUAAUCGCUCGGCUCUGGAUCUGGCAUCGAUAUCCGAAGCCAUAUUUGAUCGAACCUCAUCGCCUCCUGUCUUUCCUCCCAACCCAGCUUCUGGUGCAUUGGAAUCAGCAUUUUCCGUGCAAGCUUUGCGCUGGGAGAUGAUUGGCUUGUACUGUGCCCAGAUCGGGGUUUACCUUGGCGAAGAAAAGGACCGGUCCUUCAGCUUGUCCGCCCACGAAUCGUGGAAAACAGAUCGCAAAACGCUAAUGCACAGGGCCUUUCAAGCUUGUAUCCAAUGUGAAUCGUUUUGCGGCUCUAUGGGAGCCAUCAACGAUCUUACUCUAUGGUUCAUCAUGCUGACAACCCUGCUCGCCACGUGGUGCUUUGGUGACGACUCGUACCAUGCAUUGCGGCUCGUGGGCAGCAUGUCAUCAGUCGUUUUUGCCUUGGGUUUCUACAAAGGAGUCCAGAACGAUCCUUCUGUGCCAUUUUAUAUGACGGAGAUUCGGAAAAGGGCAGUCGCCUGUGCACAUGAUCUCGACAAAGUGUGUGCUAGUUUCACGUCGCGGCCUGUUCAUCUUAGUCGUCACUUUUGUGUAAUCGAAUUACCCCUCGAUAUUGCAGACUCUGCUCUUAUGGGUGAACCUGAAAUGCUCCUCAAAGCUCGCCAGAAUUUAGAUGCCGAUGGCUGGAGUAAAGAUAAGGCCGUACUUCCUGUCUCCGUUUCGAGAGCACGACUUUUGUUAUCUAUGCUUCGUGAAGAAGCUCUAGAGCUAAAACUUGGGCCUGCAGCGUCAAACCUUGAGGCGAAGGCAGGGGCAGACCAUGAAUGGGCUUUAGUUUUCUAUGCCAUGCCCUGUGCCAGCGUUCUAGUCUUGGAGCUUCUGCGACAAAGUCAACAUCCUGUGGAACAAUCAAGCAUCGACAGAAGCAGCGUUAUCCAAGAUAUCAGCGUUUUGAUAACAUGUUGCGAUUCUUGGGCCGAGUGUGGGCAAAGCAACUAUCAAAUCUGCAAGCAGGCCCAGUCGAUCUUUUCCAAAAGUCUUGAUUCAAUCCUAAACAAUACCGAGCCUAUCAAUAGAGACAGGUCUGAAGGACUGGCGACACGUCAACACGAGCAUCAAAACGAGCUUACAGGUUUCAUAAGUCCAGAGAUUCUUAAUGUAGCUGCUCAGGAUUCUGAGUGGUUGGUGUGGCUCGACUCACUUGGCUUACAAGGGGACCUAUGGCUCGACUCUAACAUUCCAACCUUGGAAAUAUCGUGA
Messenger RNA from Trichoderma gamsii, 1782 nucleotides. RefSeq lists its product as hypothetical. The transcript is spliced from 4 exons. Gene Ontology annotation, cellular component: nucleus. Gene Ontology annotation, molecular function: DNA-binding transcription factor activity, RNA polymerase II-specific; zinc ion binding. The coding region runs from base 1 to 1782 and encodes 593 amino acids. Gene Ontology annotation, biological process: regulation of DNA-templated transcription. The record is from RefSeq and is a predicted model, not a curated record. Lineage: Eukaryota; Fungi; Ascomycota; Sordariomycetes; Hypocreales; Hypocreaceae.